AUCUCCUUCAGACCCAAAGCUCAUCGUCAUCAUCUUUCUCCAUUCACCAUGGCGACAUCUACUUCUUCUUUGCUCAAACCCAACACUUUGAACUUCAAACACUCUUUACCUCUUCAUCUGCCUCCUCUUCCCAUUCCUCGCUUAUUCAAAUUCACCGGAACGUUGGCUUUGAACGGCCGCCGUUCGGCUAAGUACGCGGUUAAAUGCUUCUUCUCGUCGGAGCAGAGGAAGCAUUCGAUGAGCGCGAGUUUGGGUUCCGACAACCAAUUGAGUUCCAGCUCGAUUGAUAAAAGCCCAUUCGAGAUUGUUGCUCAAACAAUCUCCAGAGCUUUGAAAGCAUUAAAAAGGCCGGCUAUAGCUGCUGUUUUACUGGGUUUGUUGCUAAUGUACGAUCCCAAUAACGCUGCUUUGGCUGCAUCUGGUGGGAGGAUGGCCGGAAGGUCUUUUUCUUCGAGUUCUUCGUCUUCGAGGAGUUAUUCGGUUCCCAGGAAUGGAGGGUCGCGUUUUUCUUCUUCGUAUUCGGUUCCUUAUUACGCGCCUGCUCCGUUUGGCGGUGGUGGAUUUUACAUGGGGCCAGCUUUUGGUGUUGGUGUUGGUGCCGGUUCGAGUUUGUUCUUUAUUUUGGUUGGGUUUGCUGCCUUUGUUUUGGUUUCCGGUUUCCUUUCGGAUCGGUCUGAGAGCAGUGUGCUUACUGCUAGUGAAAAGACUACUGUUCUUAAGCUUCAGGUCGGGUUGUUGGGUAUAGGACGGACUCUUCAAAAGGAUUUUAAUCGGAUCGCUGAAGUGGCUGAUACCUCUACCUCUGAGGGUCUAAGCUUUGUAUUGACAGAGACAACAUUAGUUUUGCUUCGUCAUCCUGAUUAUUGCAUCUCAGGUUAUUCAUCUGUUGACGUGAAACGAAGCAUGGACGACGGGGAGAAACGCUUCAAUCAACUCUCGAUUGAAGAACGGGGUAAAUUCGAUGAAGAGACUCUAGUGAAUGUGAACAAUAUUAAAAGACAAAGUACAAGUAGUCUGAAAGCUAGUGGAUUUAGCAAUGAGUACAUAGUGAUAACAAUAUUGGUGGCUGCUGAGGGAGUACAUAAAUUGCCUGCCAUUAAUGGAAGUGGUGACUUAAAGGAAGCCUUGCAAAAGCUUGCCUCCAUCCCUUCAAGCAAAAUAAUGGCAGUUGAGGUCUUGUGGACACCUCAAAAUGAAGAUGACACAUUAUCGGAGCGAGAACUACUCGAGGACUACCCACUAUUGAGGCCUCUAUAAGAUUGUAUAACUAGAUACCUUGUAUCUUCGGGUAUGGAUUGAACCGCUUCUUAAAUCUCUGUGUUCAUUUGUAUAUAAUAAAACUGAGGUUCUGAUGGUCUAAAGAUCGAUUUCGUGUGGUAAACUGGAUUGCAUAUAUAUUGAGAGGGUAUAUAUUUGCUUGAAAGAUUAGUUUUUCCCC
Messenger RNA from Hibiscus syriacus, 1438 nucleotides. RefSeq lists its product as uncharacterized. Gene Ontology annotation, cellular component: chloroplast. The record is from RefSeq and is a predicted model, not a curated record. The coding region runs from base 49 to 1257 and encodes 402 amino acids. Lineage: Eukaryota; Viridiplantae; Streptophyta; Magnoliopsida; Malvales; Malvaceae. The transcript has 6 exons.